UGGACCCGGCGCGGCGGCUGCAGCGGCAGGAGCCGGCGCUUGAGCUCGAGCGACGGCGCUGGCGGAGACGCCGGCUGCUCCUCCCCUCCUCGCCGCAGGUGUUCCCCUCUGGAGAAGACACACCCACAGUUAGUACUUCCUUCAGAUGUUGACACUUGGUGAACAGCUGCUCUUGGUCACAAGAUUUAGAAGACAGUCCAUCCUCCCAGAUUGGAUCUCUUUUUGUAUGGAUCUUCUAUUUCUAUGUCUUUUUUAAAAAGAACUUUUUUGGGAAACAUUUUUGAUGACAACUGUUCAUCCUCAUCUAUGCAAAGAAAGGAAAGAUAUUGCUGGGAUUUUGAGGAGCUUUUCCUGACAGGAUUCCUGUACACCCUGGAAGUGCUUGAGGAAGAGUGAUGAAGAUAGGCAUGAAGCCUCCGUCUCACAGCUGCAUGCAUAGUCGCUGUUGAAGCAAAUGCCUACCUAAUCUGACAGUCUUGGUGUGUUUAAAAUUUUUUGAGUUUGCAAAUAAGCUUAUUAAGUCUCCUGAUGGAGCCUUCGGGCAGUGAACAGUUAUAUGAGGACCCUGAUCCUGGAGGCAAAUCCCAAGAUGCAGAGGCCAGAAAGCAGACAGAAUCUGAACAAAAGUUAUCUAAAAUGACCCACAAUGCUUUGGAGAACAUUAAUGUGAUUGGCCAAGGCUUGAAGCAUCUCUUCCAGCACCAGCGCAGGAGGUCAUCAGUGUCUCCACAUGAUGUGCAGCAGAUUCAGACUGAUCCAGAACCCGAGGUGGAUCUGGAGAGCCAGAACGCAUGUGCUGAGAUUGACGGUGUCCCCACCCACCCCACAGCUCUGAAUCGGGUUCUGCAGCAGAUCCGCGUGCCACCCAAGAUGAAGAGAGGAACGAGCUUGCACAGUAGGCGGGGCAAGCCAGAGGCCCCGAAAGGAAGUCCGCAGAUCAACAGGAAGUCUGGCCAGGAGAUGACCGCUGUUCUGCAGGCAGGCCGACCCAGGUCUUCCUCCACCACCGAUGCUCCCACCAGCUCCGCCAUGAUGGAGAUCGCUUGUGCGGCUGCGGCGUGUCUCCCGGGAGACGAGGCAUCCGUGGAGCGGAUCGAGCGGUUGGAAGUAAGCAGCCUCGCGCAGACGUCCAGUGCGGUGGCCUCCAGCGCCGAUGGCAGCAUCCACACAGACUCCGUGGAUGGCAUUCCAGACCCUCAGCGCACGAAGGCUGCCAUCGCUCACCUGCAGCAGAAGAUCCUGAAGCUCACGGAGCAGAUCAAGAUCGCGCAGACGGCCCGGGACGACAACGUGGCCGAGUACCUGAAGUUGGCCAACAGCGCCGACAAGCAGCAGGCGGCCCGCAUCAAGCAGGUCUUCGAGAAGAAGAACCAGAAGUCGGCCCAGACCAUCCUCCAGCUGCAGAAGAAGCUCGAGCACUACCACCGGAAGCUCCGGGAAGUGGAGCAGAAUGGGAUCCCCCGGCAGCCCAAGGAUGUCUUCAGGGACAUGCACCAGGGCCUGAAGGACGUGGGAGCAAAGGUGACGGGCUUCAGCGAAGGAGUGGUGGACAGCGUCAAGGGGGGAUUGUCCAGCUUCUCCCAGGCCACCCAUUCGGCAGCAGGAGCCGUGGUCUCGAAACCCAGGGAGAUCGCGUCGCUGAUUCGGAACAAAUUUGGCAGUGCCGACAACAUCCCCAACCUGAAGGACUCUUUAGAGGAAGCGCAGGUGGACGAGGCGGGGAAGGCUCUGGGGGUGAUUUCGAACUUCCAGUCGAGCCCAAAAUAUGGUAGCGAGGAAGAUUGUUCUAGUGCCACUUCAGGCUCAGUGGGAGCCAACAGCACCACGGGGGGCCUCGCUGUAGGAGCUUCCAGCUCCAAAACCAAUACCUUGGACAUGCAGAGCUCAGGAUUUGAUGCACUACUCCACGAGAUCCAGGAGAUCCGGGAUACCCAGGCCAGACUGGAGGAAUCCUUUGAGACCCUCAAGGAACAUUAUCAGAGGGACUAUUCCCUAAUAAUGCAGACCUUGCAGGAGGAACGGUAUAGGUGUGAACGGUUGGAAGAGCAGCUAAAUGACCUGACAGAACUGCACCAGAACGAAAUCUUGAACUUGAAGCAGGAAUUGGCCAGUAUGGAAGAGAAGAUCGCGUACCAGUCCUACGAGCGGGCGCGGGACAUCCAGGAGGCGCUGGAGGCCUGCCAGACCCGCAUCUCCAAGAUGGAGCUGCAGCAGCAGCAGCAGCAGGUGGUGCAGCUGGAGGGGCUGGAGAGCGCCACAGCGCGGAACCUGCUGGGCAAGCUCAUCAACAUCCUGCUGGCCGUCAUGGCCGUGCUCCUGGUCUUCGUGUCCACGGUGGCCAACUGCGUGGUCCCCCUCAUGAAGACGCGCAACAGGACGUUCAGCACUUUAUUCCUCGUGGUCCUGGUGGCCUUCCUCUGGAAGCACUGGGACGCCCUCCUGGGCUACAUGGAGCGCUUCUUCUCGUCCCCCAGGUGAUGCUGGGCCGCGCCCUGGCGAGCGCACACGGCGGCCAGCGGGCGGGACAGGUCACCUGCUCGAGUCGCCCCCACAGCGAGAGUCGAGUGAAUCUGUUUACAUUUAGAAUAAUGUUUUUUUCUUCAAGAGACGCAAUUGCAAUAGUAUUUUUUAGAUUUUAUCCAAGAAGUUUUUUGGGCGAAAAUCUUGGAUCCUUUUUAUGUAGCAUGAUUUUCCUUGGGAUGCAGAUCCUCCCCGUCCUCUAACACAGCCACCACCGGAACGCCCAAGGGCAUCUCAGCUGCGGCCUGAAGGACUCACUAACCCACUAAACAGAUGCGACACCCAGUUGGCAGAAAGACCCGACAGCCCCUCACCUGCCCCGGGGCACCACCUCCCGCCCGCCCGGGGACUCUACUGUGAAACCUGCCACAUUCCAUGUGUGAGUUUUGGGAUUCAGGGUGGCGUCUCCUCAUCCGUGGAAGAGCACGUGGACCUCCCUGGCACUGUCACCCAGUUGGCCAUUCACGCUCACCCUGGAGCCCCGUCACUCCUGGACCUGGUCCCCUCACGUUGCUGGGACACAGAAGUGAGAGCCUCGUGCCACAGGGUCACCGCCCAGUCCUCCUGCAGUGUCAUGAAGCAGCCCUGGAGAGCCUCGAGACCCGUCAUGUCCAGCAAAAUCUCUUGGCCGCACUUUUAAGGUUGUUUUUUUUUUUUUGUUUUUGUUUUUGUUUUUUUUAAUAUGUGUGUGUGCGCGUGUGUGCGCGUGUGUGUGUGUGCAUAGUUACCACCUUAAAAAUAAAACACCCGAACAGCAUACUUGAAGAAUGUACUACUCCAACUCUCAGUGCUUCCUUAUGGUUUCUAAUAGGAUUUUUUAUUAUUGUUAUUAUUAUUAUUGGGUUUUUUUGGAAGGGGAUUGGGAGGGUCUUUUAUUUUUCCUUUGAAAUAAAGAAGUGAUGUUUUUAAAUGGAGACGUGUGGCUAUUUAAAUGUGCUGCUCCCUCUUGUCCUGACACAGCGUGAGGAGGGGACUCGCUGGGGACAAGGCCCUGUCUUGACACGUAUCCUCAACGCCCCGCUGUGGCGGCUGCUUCGUGGGGUCCUGCCAACCCCUCCCCACCCGUCCCCGGCUCAGCGAGGUGGGGAGUCCAGGUGCGCAGGGACAGGGAGGCCGUGUCCCCAGAGCGCAUGCUACAGCGGGGACUGUUUGGCCCCAGGAAAUAUUCACCCAGUGACCUUGAGAUGGGGCUGUCAGUUAGGAAAAAUGGAGAGUCACAGCGAUUCCUUGUGUUUCCUUAAUUUAUUGUCACACCCCCGAUGGCCGAAACCAAAGUGAUGUGCGUCCUCUGUCUGCUCGUCGCCCGGCUCCCUGGAUUUCAAAGCUUUAUUCUGCCUGCCUCAGAGGACCUGCUGAAGGGGAUCCCACGCAGCAGCCGGGGACCGUCAGGUUAGGGGGACCCACGUCUUGGGUGUCACCGUCGCCGGCUUCCUGUUCAUCGAGACGGACGUCUUCACAAACUGUGCUCAGUGGACUUUUGGAGACAGUCGUCACCCUGGUGGGACCAGGACUCGGAGCUCGCCUGGAGAGCCUGGUUCGUCUUGGCGCAGUGUGGGUCCCCAAUGCCGUUCCCUCUCGUCCUCCGUCUGUGCGCCCAGGUGCUGCUCGGGGCCUGGGCCACACCCUGGAGAGAGAGCAGAGCCCGCUUUGCCUGCCCCCACGCCAGGAGCUGCUUCUGGAACCACAUCAGCGUUGCCCUGUCUGCGGGAAAGGAUGGCGUGGGGGACCGCUCUGGCCUUCUUUUGCUGUGGCCAGGCGGCCUGCCCGGUCAGCUGGUGGUCUCCAGGACCCAUUGAUAUUAUAACUCAGGUACCAGUCGCACCCCAACCCCAGAUGAUUGUAGUGCGCCUCCCUCACCAUGAGCCCCCAGCGCAGGGACCACAGGGGUGAUUUUUCUUUUGUAAGAAAUAGAAACCAUCAGAACCAAUUCACAUUCAUGCCAAAAACAAAUCGUCCCCAAGCCUAGACCCUUAACAUGUCACCUUUGCCUGAAACACUGCAGCGACUUGAGCAGGAGUGCCAAAGGACACCAUGACCUUGACAGACUGCUGUAGCUUCAUCGCUCAGAGAAGAGAGCCUUACAGAGUUCAUCAAAAAGAAAAACUCAGAAAUGCCCUCGCGGAAACCCAGGAGUUUUUCUGACAAACUUGGAGUCUCCGGCUGCUUAGUGGCUCCAGAGAUCUGCACUGUGACGAGCGGGUUGUGGUUCCCAUUUGCCUUUGGGACGGUUCCUAUCGGUUCCUAUCAAGGGAAGGCCCAGAGCUGCCUCCGACAGGCCCACUCCCCCUCCACCGCAGUUCAGGGCAGGUGCGACUGUGCCUUCCUGUCCCCUGUGUCCUGACGGCUCGCCAAGCCCUCCCGCCGCCCUGUGCAUCCCGCGCGCCCGGCAGCCACCCAUGUGUUGGUGCCCGCCUGUGCUCCACGCUGACCACCCCUGUUGCCUUCAGUUUCCUCUCCGGGUGGCCGUUCCUAGGUCCCCUUGUCUGUCCCCAGCCCUUCUAGAACCUCACCCUUAACUGUUCUCUAUAGGACUCGCUCUCACUUCAGUAGCUCCACGUGCGUUUUCUUUGAAGUGGAGCAUUCCUGAGUUCUGUGUCCCUGCUGGGCCUGGCCUGGGUGGGUGAGGCUGGCCGCCUUCGCCUGGGUGACUCGGUUCAGGUUGUGGGAGGACCACGAUUCCCCCCGUGUGUCACCAUCCAAGGGCUGUGGGCUCCAGUCUCCAUCACCCGUUACCCUCUGUGCAUCCUGGCGAGGAAGGCUUUCCAGAAACCCCCUGGCU
Messenger RNA from Urocitellus parryii (Arctic ground squirrel), 5299 nucleotides. It is a transcript of the gene Tmcc1, whose product is annotated as transmembrane and coiled-coil domain family 1. Gene Ontology annotation, biological process: membrane fission; endosome membrane tubulation; endosome fission. Lineage: Eukaryota; Metazoa; Chordata; Mammalia; Rodentia; Sciuridae. Gene Ontology annotation, cellular component: endomembrane system. The record is from RefSeq and is a predicted model, not a curated record.